UCACCGGACCAUGUCGGUCACAUGACCCAUUCCGGUAAAAGCGCUGUGCUCAUUCUAUGUGCCUGAAGAUUGAACCAUGGUGCGGUAUUUGUGCGUUCUGUUCUUCCUCGUAGUGCUCGCCACGGGCUCCACUUUCGCAGAUACUCCGGCCAACUGCUCCUACGAAGACUUGCUGGGUACCUGGGUGUUUCAUGUUGGGCAGGAAGGGCAGGACAGAAAUGUUGAUUGCUCCAAUAUGGGUCCUCCAAUAAAAACCGUGACUGUACAUCUCCAGAAGCUUGAUAUUGCUGAAAGUGAAGUUGGAACAUUUGGGUUCUUCACCUUAAUUUACAACCAAGGUUUUGAAGUGGUUCUCGAUAAUUACAAAUGGUUUGGUUUUUUUAAGUACAAGAAACAAGGCACAAAUGUAACUAGCUACUGUCACGAAACACUACCAGGAUGGGUGCAUGAUUCAUUGGGUCGAAACUGGGCUUGCUUUUUUGGGAAAAAGAAAGCCACGAAUGUAAGAACUAAUAAAGUUCAUUCCGAGAGAGACCUAUUACGCCUGUCACAGAGACCAUACAAGUCUAAUGUGGAUUUUGUGAAAGCAAUAAACACAGUUCAAAAAUCUUGGACUGCAGUGGUUUAUGAAGAAUAUGAAAAAUUCACAAUCCUUGACUUAACUAAACGUGCUGGCGGUCUUGGUUCACGGGUCCCCAGACGUCCAAAGCCUGCGCCUGUGUCAGAAGAAGUACUGAAGCUUGCAAAUUCUUUGCCAGAAUCAUGGGACUGGAGAGAUGUAGACGGAGUCAAUUAUGUUACUCCAGUUCGAAACCAAGGCACAUGUGGGAGUUGUUAUUCAUUUUCUUCCAUGGGGAUGCUGGAAGCUCGCAUUCGUAUUUUGACAAACAACACACAGACACCAAUCUUAAGCACUCAGCAGAUAAUAUCCUGCAGUAAUUAUUCACAAGGAUGUGCAGGAGGAUUUCCAUACUUGAUUGCUGGGAAGUAUGCCCAAGAUUUUGGUUUGGUUGAAGAAGAUUGCUUUCCUUACAUAGGAAGAGAUAGUCCUUGCACCAUGAAGAGAUCUUGCUACCAUUAUUACACUUCUCAGUAUUAUUAUGUGGGAGGAUUUUAUGGUGCUUGUAAUGAAGCAGUAAUGAAGCUUGAGCUGGUUAAAAAUGGUCCUGUAUCUGUUGCUUUUGAAGUUCACAAUGACUUUUUUCAUUAUCAUGGAGGAAUCUAUCACCAUAGUGGAUUAAAUGAUCCAUUCAAUCCUUUCGAGCUGACUAAUCAUGCAGUGCUGCUAGUAGGCUAUGGCACAGACCCCCAAACAAAGGAGAACUAUUGGAUUGUUAAGAACAGCUGGGGUGCAAGCUGGGGAGAAGAUGGUUACUUCCGAAUCCUUCGCGGCACUGAUGAAUGUGCAAUUGAAAGCAUUGCUAUAGCUGCUACCCCAAUUCCUAAACUUUAGAGAGGUAAUCUUGUAUGUUUGCUGAAAGUCAAACUGGAGAACCAUCUGAAUUUUGAUGUGUAUUUCUCAAAUAUCAUUUUUGAAAAGGUUUUGCCUUUUGAAAAGAUUUUUAUGUUGCUACACCGCCUUCAUUUGGUGUUUAAUGUUAUUGCUUAAAGCUGCUGGGCAAUGACUUGGCUUUAUGAAAUUCAAAAAAAUUUAUAAUGAAUGGUCUGAUUUCCAAACGAUUUUUGCACUUGUUACUUAAUAUCAUACAGCACUAAAGAAUGUUUAUUGACUUUCAAAUUUAGUUUAUUUUUAAUUGCAAAAUGUUUUUGCAUAAUCUGAAUUUAGACAAACUUGUAUUAAACCACAGAUAUUAUAGUAUGUUUUUUAAAAUUCAAAAUAAUUAGUUGACAUGCAUUCCUUAAGCAAAUAUGAAAACAGUUAAUUAUGAAACAAACUCUGAUCUGCCCAAAUACAAAAUUAUUGCUUUAAAUCACUGAUUAAAAUAUUAGUGUCCUCAUUGGCUCUUGACUGACAGGAUUUACUAUGAUCAUAUCUGUAAUGCAAGUUGGACAAUGCCACUUUUUAAAAGGGAUCAUACAGUUUUACAUGAAUAUUAAAAUAUUUUAGGCAUGUAUGCCUUUUACAUGUUGUGGCAGUGGGGUGUUUUCUAUCAAGGUUGCUGGGCAAACGUCUGAAUGUUUGUGUAGAGAUUUGAUAUUCCCUAUAUCUAUAAAUGGGUAUUUUGCAUUUGGUUUGUCAAUUACCUAACUUUUUGUCAAUAUUUUUAAAUGAUAUAUCUAUUCCAAUAAAAAUGAUAAAACAUU
Molecule: messenger RNA, 2265 nt
Organism: Hypanus sabinus (Atlantic stingray)
Lineage: Eukaryota; Metazoa; Chordata; Chondrichthyes; Myliobatiformes; Dasyatidae
Gene: ctsc
Product: cathepsin C
Exons: 7
Coding region: 77-1453 (458 amino acids)
Cellular component (GO): lysosome
Molecular function (GO): cysteine-type endopeptidase activity
Source: RefSeq, a predicted model, not a curated record